This is a messenger RNA of Malurus melanocephalus (red-backed fairy wren), 1593 nucleotides long. Its product is annotated as solute carrier family 22 member 13-like. The transcript is spliced from 10 exons. Bases 16 to 1593 code for a protein of 525 amino acids. Gene Ontology annotation, molecular function: transmembrane transporter activity. Lineage: Eukaryota; Metazoa; Chordata; Aves; Passeriformes; Maluridae. Gene Ontology annotation, cellular component: membrane. Gene Ontology annotation, biological process: transmembrane transport. The record is from RefSeq and is a predicted model, not a curated record.
AUAGAGGUGCUCGCCAUGGCUGAGUUUGGAGAUCUUUUAAGUGCUGUGGGGGAGUGUGGGCUGUAUCAGAARCUGCUGAUGCUGCUCCUCUCCCUCCCACUACUUUUCAAUCCUUUUCAAAUGGUGGCCCARCUGUUCAUGGUUGUGGAAGUGCCUCACCACUGUGACACCAGCUGGAUCCGCRCYGUCGGCCCCAACCUGACRGAGGAAGAGCAGCUGAACCUCACCCUGCCCCGGGGCGCUGACGGGCAGUUCGAGCAGUGCUCCAUGUACUCRCCCGUGGACUGGGACCUGGAUUCCAUCRUGGCCUACGGCCUCAAUGACACGCAGAAGUGCAGCAGUGGCUGGGUGUACCACACAGAGCAGCCGCCGUCCCUGCUGACCGAGUUUGACCUGGUAUGUGACAGGGCGAUCCUGAAUGACGUCUCCCAGUCUGUCUCCAUGGCUGGACUUCUCAUUGGAUCCAUGCUCUUUGGGAUGCUGAGUGACAGGAUAGGCAGGCGGCCAGUCUUUCUCAUCUCCGUCCUCCUCCAGGGCUUGUUUGGCCUGSGAAUUGCCUUUGUGCCCCAUUUCUAUGUGUACAUGGCCUUCAGGUGUGUCGUGGGAGCUGCGGUGGCAGGAAUUAUGGUKACAGUCGUGGCCCUGGCUACAGAAUGGGUUGGAGUCUCCUACCGGUCAAAGGCGCUGCUGAUUACUCACACCGCUUUCGCCAUUGGACAGAUGUUGGUGUCUGGUUUGAGUUAUGGGAUUCGCAACUGGAGGCUGCUGGAAAUUGCAGGAUCUGCUCCACUGUUUGCCCUUUUCUUCUAUAUCUGGGUGCUCCCAGAGUCAGCUCGCUGGCUGGUGACCAAAGGYMGAGUGGAGGAAGCCAAGAAGGUCCUGCAGAAGGCRGCAGCCACCAACAAGCGCAGCCUCCCACCAGGGCUCCUGGAGCAGUUGAAGCCUGAGCAAGAGGUCAAGUCUGGAAGUUUAUUGGAUCUCUUUCGGAAGMAGCACCUGCGGAAGGUGACGAUAAUCAUGUCAUGUGUCUGGUUUGCAGACAGUAUUGUCUACUAUGGGCUGAGCCUCAGCGUGACAGAUUUUGGUCUGGACAUUUACCUGACUCAGCUGGCUUUUGGGGCAGUGGAGUUUCCAGCUCGAAUUUCCUGCAUUUUCCUGCUGGAGUGGUUUGGGAGGAGGAAAGUGCAGGGCAUUCUCCUGUUGCUGUCUGGCGUGCUGUGCCUCAUCCUCACUGGCAUCCCUGAAGACCAGCCYGUGGCAAUCACAGUCCUGGCCAUCAUCGGCAAGUUCACAGCCACGGCCUCUUUCUCCACCUCCUACGUCUACGCCGCCGAGCUSUUCCCCACGGUCGUCAGGCAGACGGGCGUGGGGCUGUGCUCGACCAUGGCRAGGGUGGCCGGCAUCCUGGCCCCACUGAUCAUCCCCCUGGACCAGUAUCACCGAGCCAUCCCCAUGGCCAUCUUCGGGAGCAUCCCGGUGGUGGUGGCCUUGUUCUGCAUCCUGUUGCAUGAGACCCGCGGUGUUGAGCUGGCAGAUGACACAGGGAACAACCAACCUCCAGCUGAGGAGCAGAAGACUGGAGAGUUUCCCUGA